Anguilla rostrata (American eel) is the source of this 6308-nucleotide messenger RNA. RefSeq names its product tripartite motif containing 9 (gene trim9). Gene Ontology annotation, cellular component: cytoplasm. The record is from RefSeq and is a predicted model, not a curated record. Gene Ontology annotation, molecular function: protein binding; zinc ion binding. NCBI's taxonomy places the organism in Eukaryota, Metazoa, Chordata, Actinopteri, Anguilliformes, Anguillidae. The coding region runs from base 127 to 2334 and encodes 735 amino acids. The transcript is spliced from 11 exons.
CAUCCUCGCUAUUGCCUAGGCGGAUAGUGACGGAGGGAGAUCUUAUCACCGAAUUCCGCGACCGGGUAGCCUUACUUGCGCGCAUAUAUCAGUCGGAGAAUCGAGGCACCACCAAAAGCAUCACAUAUGGAUGAAAUGGAAGAAGAAUUAAAAUGUCCCGUCUGUGGAUCUUUUUUCCGGGAGCCGAUUAUUCUGCCUUGCUCUCACAAUAUUUGCUUGGCUUGUGCUCGGAAUAUUUUAGUCCAGACCCCCGAUGCUGAGUCUCCGCAGAGCAGCCGGGCUUCUGGCUCGGGGGUCUCCGACUAUGAUUACCUUGAUUUGGAUAAAAUGAGCUUGUACAGUGAGGCGGACAGCGGCUAUGGCUCAUACGGGGGCUUCGCUAGUGCCCCGACCACCCCUUGCCAGAAAUCCCCGAAUGGGGUGCGGGUCUUCCCCCCUGCCGUCCCUCCUCCCCCUUCCCAACACCACUUGCUUCAACACCCCGGCUCCUUACCCCCUAUCCCCCGCAACUCCUGCAUCACCUGCCCGCAGUGCCAUCGCAGCCUCAUCCUGGACGACCGGGGGCUCCGCGGUUUCCCCAAGAACCGGGUGCUGGAAGGGGUGGUCGACAGGUACCAGCAGAGCAAAGCGGCCGCGCUCAAGUGUCAGCUUUGCGAGAAGAGUCCAAAGGAAGCUACGGUUAUGUGCGAGCAGUGCGACGUGUUCUAUUGUGAUCCAUGUCGCUUGCGAUGUCACCCUCCCCGGGGUCCGCUUGCAAAGCAUCGCUUGGUUCCGCCGGCACAAGGCCGGAUAAGCCGCCGGACUAGUCCUCGGAAAAUCUCUACCUGUACAGAACACGAACUGGAGAACCUGAGCAUGUACUGUGUGCAGUGUAAAAUGCCCGUGUGCUACCAAUGUUUAGAGGAGGGCAAGCACUCCACGCAUGAAGUCAAAGCUCUCGGAGCCAUGUGGAAACUUCAUAAGGGUCAGCUAUCGCAGGCUCUCAACAUUCUUUCGGACCGAGCCACAGAGGCCAAGGAGUUCCUGGUGCAGCUCAGGAACAUGGUGCAGCACAUUCAGGAGAACGGGGUGGAGUUUGAGGCCUGCCUGGUGGCACAGUGCGACGCCCUCAUCGACGCCCUCAACCGCCGCAAGGCCCAGCUCCUGUCCCGCGUCAACAAGGAGCACGAGCACAAGCUGAAGGUGGUGCGGGAUCAGAUCCAGCACUGUACAGUGAAGCUGCGCCAGACCACGGGGCUGAUGGAGUACUGCCUGGAGGUCAUCAAGGAGAACGACCCCAGCGGCUUCCUGCAGAUUUCGGACGCCCUGAUCCGGAGGGUUCACAUGACAGAGAGCCAGUGGGGCAAGGGCACGCUGACCCCCAGGAUGACCAGCGACUUUGACCUGACCCUGGACAGCGGCCCACUGCUGCAGACCAUCCAUCAGCUGGACUUCGUUCAGAUGAAAGUCUCAGUUCCCUCCACAGUCCCAGCAGCCCCCAUGCUGCAGCUGGAGGAGUGCUGCACCCAGAACAACAGCGCCACCCUGUCCUGGAAGCAGCCGCCCCUCUCCACCAUCGCCGUGGACGGGUACAUCCUGGAGCUGGACGACGGGAACGGGGGACAGUUUAGGGAGGUGUAUGUGGGGAAGGAGACCAUCUGCACGGUGGACGGGCUGCACUUCAACAGCACCUACAGGAGCCGCGUCAAGGCCUUCAACAGCAGCGGCGUGAGCCAGUACAGCAAGACCCUGGUCAUGCAGACCUCAGAGACCGGACUCCCCCCAUGUGAUAUAAAAACCAUAGCAACAGUUGCCUGGUUCACCUUCGACCCCGCGUCCGCCCACCCUGACAUCGUGUUCUCCAACGAAAACUUCACGGUGUCGUGCAACAGCUACGACGACCGGGUGGUGAUGGGAAACACCGGCUUCUCCCGCGGAGUGCACUACUGGGAGAUGAGCGUGGAUCGCUACGACAACCACCCGGACCCCGCCUUCGGGGUUGCCCGCGGAGACGUGCUGAAGGACGUCAUGCUGGGUAAAGACGACAAGGCGUGGGCCAUGUACGUGGACAACAACCGCUCCUGGUUCAUGCACAACAACUCGCACACCAACAGGACGGAUGGCGGUAUUGGUAAAGGUGCCACGGUGGGGGUGCUGUUGGACUUCACUCGCGGGAUCCUGCUGUUCCUGAUCAAUGAUGAGCAGCAGGGUCCCAUUGCCUUUGAGGGCAUGGAGGGGCUGUUCUACCCCGCCAUCAGUCUCAACCGCAAUGUGCAGGUGACCCUGCACACUGGAUUGCCCAUCCCUGAAUUCUACGCCCCGAGCGACCCAGACCCUCCAGGCUCAGUGUGUUAACGUCCCCAUAGCGACCGUUGGGUGGGGGGGGGGGUGCAUGGCCCUGGACUUACACAGACUCAUCUGUCUCCACCUCUGCGAUUCACUGUACUGCAGCCUAAACUCCCCAGAAGACUACAUGUGGGAGACCGUGAUAUCCCAAAACCCUCCAUUCAUAUGAUCGUUGCCAAACCCCCUCGCCCCACCCGCCUUCCCCCUUGGCCUCCUGUACACUACAGCGGAAGAUGGAGUAAAGAGAAAGAUAUUUUGGUUCGUCUGCAUUUAGCAUUCAGUGUUUAGAUUUAUAUUUUUUACGUGCUUUUAUCUAAAUGAAAGUUGAUCUACCGUGAGGACUGUCUUUUGCUGGUGCCCUUGAACCGCACAACCUGUUCCAUUGCUGAACAUGACAAUGCUGGCAAGUAAAAUCAUCAUCAUAAUCAUCAUCAUCAUCAUCAUCAAUCCCUUUUCAGCAAACCAUGAGGCUGAGAGAGUGUCUGCUCUGACAGGCCAUUUUACCACCAAAAAGGGUCAUUACUUCAGAUUGACACUAGGUGGCAGCAAAGUGCAUAAUCCCUGUGAUCGGGCUGAGGACUGUGUACAUAGCUGUUGCUUUUGCUCCUAAAUUGGCUGAGUUGUGUAAUACCCUGAAUAGCAAAUUCCUAGAGCCUGGCUAGGACUGAAUUGCCCAUCACUGUGUUUCCCGUGUGAAAACCCUCGACCAAGAUCCAGAGUGGGUUACGCAGAACCCGUUCUGUCCCUACGCAAUCCCAAAAUGUGAUUCUGUUUACCUCGGGAGGAGCACAAGACGCAGGAGACGGUGCUGCGGCCCAUUACAAAUAAUUAGGAUUUGGGUAUUUUUAUUUUUUUUUGUAUGAAGUGGAAUGGUGCCUAGUUGACUUGUGUAAUGAUCCCUGGCAAAAAUCAAUAACUUUUCUUUGUAUUGUUUUAUUAUCUCUAAUGUGGGGCGCUGUAAGUGGCUUGCUUGUGAACUCCUGUCAUAAUUAUACGGUGAUUUUUCAGUCUAAUUAACGAGCGCUCUGCCAUAGUUGUGACUGUACAGAGUCUGUGCUGCUUCUUCAGGAAUCAGGCUCUACUUCUACAGAUUUUUCUGUUUGUUUUAUUUCCUACAUUGAUGUGUCAUUUUUGGCACAGUCUUCAUGAGGUGCUACAGCUGCUGGCUUCUAUCAAUUUGGUUACAGUAGGUGACCUAAGUCCUAGUAGUUUUUGUACUUUUGUUCAUGGACUGCCCUAAUGUAUAAAAUGUAUAAAAAAAUAAGUUAUUGGUGUUAAGAGUGUCCUCUCUGGGGCUUCUCUGCUUGAUUUAAACGUCAUUGUACUAUUUGUGAGCGUUCAAAACUUUAUGGAGUUUAAGGAAGCCAAAAUGUGCAAACAUGUUACAUAAGAAUACAGCUGCCCAAAAUCUUGCAAAAUAUUUACUUUGAAAAGAUCCCUUCCCCCAGAAAAGAGUUUGUGUGAGUGUGUGUGUGUGCAAAUAUAUAUAUAUAUAUAUAUACAUGUAUAUAUAUGUAUAUGCAUGUUAGGAGCUGUGGACAUGAUUGAGAUGAUUGCAGGGGCAUUGUUGUACAUAUUGAGAAAUGCUCUCGCAAAAAAAAAAAAAAUACAAAUAUGUUAAACCAUAUGAAUGUAUUUUAUUCAUCAAUAGUAUAUAUUAAUGAGAGUCUUCUGAGGGAUAAAUGUCACUGAGAUGCUUACCAACGAGCAGCAUAAUUGAACAAAAGGUGCUAUAUGUAAAAUAAAACCACAAACAUUGUGCCUUUUCCCAGGAAAAGUUCAAUGGACCUACCUUUCCAUUAUGCUUCAUCUCAAAAAUUACAGAUUUAAUUGCCUCACCUAAACGGCUUUGUUGACCAGACACAGGGACCUAUUUGGAGUGACUAAUUCAGUUCAACAAUGAAAGGCCUGGGACUGAAGGAAAAACAACAGACUCCUCCUACCCUUCACACCUGGCCAGCCGUCAGCUGCUUUAGCUGAAUUCAGCUUGCUUUCAUCGAGCAAGUGUACAAACAAGUUUAUCCUUCAGAUAUAACCAUAGGAUCCCUCAGUGCUGGGCAGUGACAGUCUGGUACUUUAUGUCAUUCUCCUCUUAAGAGUCCCAGGGUUGGGCAUGUUUUUGAGCGGUUGGGAGAAAUGGUAACAGUGGCUUUACACCGCAUGCAGUUGCGAUUACUCAGUAUGUACCAAUGUGCCAUUCCCUUCCUGUCUUAGCAGAGCCAGCUGAGACACGGGGGUUCAGCCAUUUCUUGUAGGACCUGUCUUACUGUUCAGAGUCAGAGUGAUAAACUGUUGUUGGUGAUCAGAUGCCACAGUGCCACAUUUAACACAGGGCUCUUCAUCAAAUUAGGCAUCGUUAAAUAAUGAGACUAAUUAAAUUAAUUAGUUGACACUAAUAGAGCUAUUAGGAAGGAAAUUCUGAUACGAUCACUCUGUCCUAGAUGAAUUGUGUGUGUGUGUGUGUGUGUGUGUGUGUAUGUGGGGGAGGGGGGGGUUGUUAUAUUUCAGAACAGAUCUUGCGCCAUUUUGAAAGCACGGUUAUUGGUAAUCACUCAAGCUUUGAGGCGGCGACAUUUCCUCUUCUGAAGCUUUCAAAUGAGGCUGUUGAACAAAUACUAGAAAAAACCUGACAGCAAAGAAAAAACAGGCAGAAAAAAGAAAAGUGAAAAACCUGGGUACUCCAGCUGUUUGAUUAAUGUCCUUGAUAUUGUAUUGACUGUAACUUGAUUUGUUGGAGAAAUAAGUGCUGUGUGACAAGGCAAACCAUGCUCAUUUAGUGGAUGCAGAUUUUCCACACGGUUAAACUUAAUCUUGAUCAGCAAUACUUAAAGCACUAAUGAGGCAUCCCCCUUCGUCCUCUUGUUUGCAGCUCUGUAGUAAAGUGAUGAUGGAGAGAAGGCGCUCUUUGAAAACAUCCCUUCUUAACCUCAUAAUAUCUACAAGGUCACUGUUAAUGGGUCACUGCGUAGACAGUCUGAACAUCUUUGGUUCUGCUUUGUAAUCCAGACAAAUGCUGGCAUGCAUUACAUCAUGUUCCCAGGGUGGCGUAACUAGGUCAAGAGAAGCAAAGCAAUUCAUUUUCUUUUAUUGUUGUUUUAGCAAGUGCUUCGAUUCAUUCAGGUCAACCUAACAAAUCCUUCAAAUACACAAUAAUUGUAUAACAAUAUCAUUUUUAUGAUAUUUCAAGCUUGAAAAGAAUAGUGAGAUGGUUUUAAACUUUUGUAUGAUGGGACCACGGUCAAACUGUUUAGUUUUUUAUUAUUAUUAUUUUACUUGCAUAAUGGAUUUUAAAUAUUCCAUAAUUUACAUACGUAUCCACAUGACCUCCCCUUGAGAGCUGUUAGGUAGUGUGAAUAACAAAAGUGAAGAUUUGAGUUAUUUAGCAUGGAAUGUGUUGUUUUGUAGAACUGGAAAAUUAACUGUAAGGAUUUUGACUAAUUUGUGUGUCCAAUAACUUUCGAAAGAUAAACCCAUCUUCUUAAAAGCUUGGUUGGCAGCAAGAGGAAACUAUGGCCACGAAAACGGUGCCAAAGCCCAGGGCUUGAUAGCGAGACUCUCUCUGUCCAAGAAGAACACUGACGCUCUGUCAUCUUGGUACACGGAUCUCUCUGGUGCCCUAGAUUUUAAGCAUACAAAAUAAGUAAUAGAGACAAAUAUAUUGUCGCUGGACGACAACCGCAGUUCUUUCAAUGUGUGGGGUGAGCACGGCAGUGCCUGUGUCAUUGCGACAUUCUUUUCACGGUGAUUGUGACCACGUGCUCUAGAUUAAAGUACUGUCCGGCUGGUGACGUAGAAUGUAAUGUAUUUCUUCACCUCCUUGUAACACUGCUUGUUAUUUAUAUAAUGAUUUGCUUAUUAUUGGUGGCUUAAAUUGAUGUUGUUGUUAUUAUUAUUACGUCUAUUAUUAUUAUUGAUGUAUUAUUAUUCCAACGCUUGGUGUUUUCUGUUGCGGUAUAUAAAUAAAUAAAUUCGUUACAGUGCUA